AUGGGCAAGUGUCAAGGUCAUAUUGCCAGGAAGCUCUGCAGCCACCAUCAGGACCAGAAGUGGCACGAUAAGCAGUACAAGAAAGCCCAUCUGGGGACAGCCCUGAAGGUCAGCCCCUCAGGAGGCACUUCACAUGCAAAGGGAAUUUUGCUAGAAAAUGUCAGAGUUGAAGCCAAACAGGUAAAUUCUGCCAUCGGGAAGUGUUUCAGGGGCCAGCUGAUCAAGAGGAGCAAGAAACUCACAGCUUUCUUACCCAAUGAUGGUUGCUUGAACUUUACUGCAGAAAACGAUGAAGUUCUGGUGCUGGAUUUGGUUGCAAAAGGCCAUGCUGUUGGUGACAUUCCUGGAGUCCACUUUAAAUUUGUCAAAGUAGCCAAUGUCACUCUCUUGGCCUUAUGCAAAGGCAAGAAGAAAAAACCAAGAUGA
Globicephala melas (long-finned pilot whale) is the source of this 426-nucleotide messenger RNA. Its product is annotated as small ribosomal subunit protein uS12-like. Gene Ontology annotation, cellular component: cytosolic small ribosomal subunit; ribosome. Gene Ontology annotation, molecular function: structural constituent of ribosome. Gene Ontology annotation, biological process: translation. NCBI's taxonomy places the organism in Eukaryota, Metazoa, Chordata, Mammalia, Artiodactyla, Delphinidae. The record is from RefSeq and is a predicted model, not a curated record.